AUGUCUGGAAGACCCGAGGAAGGAAUUUACGGCAAUUUGGAGAGUCAAUCGUCCAAUGUCUCGCAGGGAGGUUGGAGGAGAGCGAGGUCGCAAUUUGAGAGUGAAACAGAUUACUCCUCUGUGAGUCGCAGAAGAUUGGAGGGAAUGCAUCGACCGCAGUGGACCAUGAGCAGCAGCGUGGAGGACAUUCUGCUGGAGGGAAGCACUCUCAGGAACAACAUGAAGCUGAAUGAAUUCCUUCGGAGCAACUUUGGCGAGGAGUGGGUUGUGGAAAGAAAUGGGAACGUGACGAUGGAGGCGUUUGUUCAGGAGCCGGAUGCUUACGUACAAGACCAGCAGUUUCUUAGAAGAAUUGUUAACUUAACUGCGUACCAAGCGCUGGGGGCUAUUUAUAAGCUUCAUCACGAGGGUGUGUACUCUCUCAGACAAUGGAGGGGCUUUAAAAGCAAGAAUACGGUCACUCCUCUUGCAAAGGGAAAACUAAACGCAGUUCUCACUCAGGUACAGAUAGAAGAAAAACGUGAGGCGGAAGAAAAACGUAAGGCGGAAGAAAAACGUAAGGCGGAAGAAAAGCGGGAGGCAGAAGAAAGAUUAAGGCGUGAGGAGGAUGAAAGGCAAAGACGAGCGCAAGAAAUGAAAUUUACCAUUUCCACUACGAUCGAAGAAGUACUGUUUAAAGGAGGAGUCCGCGUCAAGGAAAAGAAGCUGAACGAUUUUCUUUACGAUGGAUUGGACGGCAGGGGCGU
This is a messenger RNA of Trypanosoma cruzi, 746 nucleotides long. Its product is annotated as retrotransposon hot spot (RHS) protein, putative. The record is from RefSeq and is a predicted model, not a curated record. NCBI's taxonomy places the organism in Eukaryota, Euglenozoa, Kinetoplastea, Trypanosomatida, Trypanosomatidae. The transcript has a single exon. The annotation marks the transcript as partial.